AUGUCGGGCGAAGCAUACGACUUACUACAAAACAUCUUGGAAUCCAGCGAUACUUACGAAUACGAAGAUAUCAAGAAACUUUUACAAGAAAACUACCAUGGAUCCGAAGACAUUGACUUUUAUCUAAACCAAUUCGACGAGAUACAACGGAAGCCAAAAGAAAAUAUUUUAAAUUAUGCCUACAGACUUAAAACGCUAUACACACGUGCCUAUCCCUCCAACAACCAGGAAACACCCGAAGAAAAAACCACGCAACUAAGAUUACUUCGACAAAAAUUUUUGCAAGGACUGGAACCAGAACUUCAAAACAUCGUAAGACACAAAUCGGUAUCAACAUUCGAAGAACUUGUAUCUAUCACACAGAAGUACGCAAAGCGCGUCCAAUCGGAUACGAUAGAAAAAGACAAAAGGAUAUUUGUUAACGCGGUAGCUAGCACUCAAAACGAAACUGCUAUCCUACAAGCAAUCGAAAAACAAAGUGAACACAUAAACUCAAUCGUAUCCUGCCUGAAAUUAGCCACCACUGAACCUGCUCUACAAGAAACAAGCACAUCGCCCGACUUGAGCGGAAAAAUUGACCGUUUAACGGACGUCAUAACAAACCUCGGCAGCAUCAUGCAGGCUAGCAUUCGCCAAACAAAUGAGAUACGUCAACCACUCAGAAAUAACUUCAGCUAUCCCCCGAACCAAUCAAGACACGGAAAUUUCUCAAACCACGCCCCCCAAAACAGUUUCAACCGCCAAGGCCCAAUGAACGGGUUCCGACAACCAGUCGGAAACACUUUCGGCAGGCCUAACGAAAAUAACUCAGGUCAGCAACCUUUCCAACGAAAUAGGGCAACGCAAAAUGCCGCUGGCUGCUCAAACUGCGGCCUCACCAACCACAGCAUCGAAAGUUGCUUUCGAUUUAUAAAACGGCAAACGACACCAGAGACGCCACCUACCUGUUACUUUUGUAAACAAGUAGGCCACGUAACGAAAUUUUGCCCCGAGAAGAAAAACUUAAUUAAGCCUAACGAAACUGACGCUUCACGGAACCAGGGAAACGAAUAA
Molecule: messenger RNA, 1053 nt
Organism: Daphnia magna
Lineage: Eukaryota; Metazoa; Arthropoda; Branchiopoda; Diplostraca; Daphniidae
Exons: 1
Coding region: 1-1053 (350 amino acids)
Molecular function (GO): zinc ion binding; nucleic acid binding
Source: RefSeq, a predicted model, not a curated record